Molecule: messenger RNA, 520 nt
Organism: Postia placenta MAD-698-R-SB12
Lineage: Eukaryota; Fungi; Basidiomycota; Agaricomycetes; Polyporales; Adustoporiaceae
Exons: 4
Coding region: 1-330 (109 amino acids)
Biological process (GO): autophagosome assembly; protein folding in endoplasmic reticulum
Cellular component (GO): EMC complex; membrane; endoplasmic reticulum
Source: RefSeq, a predicted model, not a curated record
AUGUCCGCGACGCCAGACAUCGCUGCACAGCUGCUCUUCCCGCCGAACGUUCAGUAUAACAACGCACGACUGUACACUGUCAAGUUCCUCUCAGCAUGCUUUGCUGGCGCUGUCGCCGGUGUCCUUGGUCUUGAGAACACGCUUGGCUUCGCGCUCUUCAUCCUCUCGACCCUGCUCACUUCCGCGUGUAUCUACGUGAAGUGCAAGGGGCGCCCGGGGAAAUAUGUCCCAGGGGGCUGGUGGGAACUUGUGAACCCUGGUCAAGACAAUAUGUUCUCGUUCGUCCUCGUCUGGACCUUGUUCUACGGGAUUGUGCAUGUAUAUGAUUGAGCAUGAGAAUAUGCGAUACCUACCCGGACGCGCUUCCAGGACUGGACCACAGACCACAUGUGGCGUGCUGAUGUGAAGGUAUGGCAUGGAUGUCGUAAAUUAUUGGAAUUCGAUGUUGUGAGGGCUGUGCACCAUGGGAUCUUGUAUGUACAGUUGCGUAUAAUUUUACGUGGUCUCCAUGAUCGCAGCG